Molecule: messenger RNA, 1833 nt
Organism: Trachymyrmex cornetzi
Lineage: Eukaryota; Metazoa; Arthropoda; Insecta; Hymenoptera; Formicidae
Product: potassium/sodium hyperpolarization-activated cyclic nucleotide-gated channel 1
Exons: 7
Biological process (GO): sodium ion transmembrane transport; potassium ion transmembrane transport; regulation of membrane depolarization
Cellular component (GO): HCN channel complex
Molecular function (GO): voltage-gated potassium channel activity
Source: RefSeq, a predicted model, not a curated record
UAUCAAUACUUAUUCAUUGAUGAUAAAAAUUAAGCUAUUAAAGUAUAAAUGAUCGAGCAUAUAUGUAAAUUACCCUUAAAAAGAAAAAACAAGUUUUCUUUUAUAAAACCAUUGACUUUCAAAAAUAUAUGGACUACAUGGUGUGGCAUCAGCAAAUAUACUCCAAAAUGCAGUUUUUAUAUGGACAGCACGGCCACAACGUUUGCUGAAAAAAUAAGGCAUACCGGAUCUAAAUAUUGGUGGAUAAUACAUCCAUUUAGUUAUGCUAGGCAUGUUUCGAACGUAAAAGAAGUUAUUUAAUAAAUUUUCUAAACGCUCUUACUCUCUAAAUACUUUUACUUUUCCUUGUACAACAAAACAUAUGUUGUUUUAUUUCUGAUUAAGAGAAUUCACAGAUUAAUGUGGGAUACCUUAAUGAUGGCAAUAUAUUUUAUCGCUUUCUUUACAAUUCCAUUUAUGAUUUGCUUUGUUACAAUGGAUUAUGAAAUAAUUGGUCUGGAUAUAGUAAAUAUUCCAAUUUACACGAUCUGCUGGAUAGAUAUAAUGUUUAAUUGUAUUACGGGAUAUUACAACAAGAAAACCAUGUCUAUUGAGUUGAAACCUAUUAAAAUACUUAUAUUCUAUCUUAAAGGAUUUCUUAUACCAGAUGUGCUAUCGUCUUUUCCGUUUGAUUAUAUGACACUGCGAUGGCGAAGAUUGCCGGGAAAUAAUCCUCAUUAUAUCAUUACUUUAAUUAAUAUCAUGCCUCUCAUGAAGUUGACACGCUAUUAUACUUUCAACUCAAACAUUUAUUAUCUAUUUACGCAUUUUGAAAUAAAAAGCUUUUAUUUUGAAUUGUGUACUACCUUAUUGCUAGGAUUAUACUUCAUCUUUUGGUGUUCUUGUUUGUGUUACUUAAUACCAAUUUUACUGAUGUACUUUGUAAACAUUCCACCGACAGAAUGCGAGAAUUGUUGGAUGAUGAAACUGGAAGACAGCAGUCUCAAGUUUAGGUUCAAGAACGCUGCAUUUAUUGUAUUGGAAAAUAUAUUAUCAAGUGGCUACGGUCUAUUCAUACCAGAGACAGAUGGCCCUAUCAUUUUCAAUAGCAUUCUUAUGAUUAUCGGCAAAAUUAUUGUAUGCUAUAUGUUGAUUAUGUUUCUUCGUACCAAAGCUGAAAGAAAAUCAUCCGAAUCAAAAUUUCAAGAGUUGAUAGAUCAAGUCAAAGCAUACACAAGACAAAAACAAUUAUUACCACAUAUGAAGAAACGUCUCUUAGCUUAUUAUCAUUAUCGUUUCAAAAAUACCUAUUUUCGCAGUAAACGAAUUUUAUCAGAUUUGACAGAACCAUUACGAGAAGAGAUUGCGCUUCAGUCUUGUCGACGAUUAAUCGAAAACGUGGAAAUUUUUAAGAAUUUACCAAGAAAUGUUCUGCAGUCAAUAGUGAAGCACUUAAAAUUUGAGUUAUAUUUGCCAAAUGACGUAAUUAUUAAAGCUGGUACUCAGGGCGAUUGUAUGUUCUUUUUAUCCUCGGGGACUGUUGCGGUUUUAACGCCAACUGGAAAGGAAAUGUGUCAUUUGAAUGACGGUGCCCAUUUCGGCGAAGUCGCACUCUUAGUGGCGGAUCAGCGAAGAGUAGCUAGUGUUGUCGCAAUCGAAGUCUGUGAGGUGUAUCGAUUAGAUCGUAAAGACUUUCGUCAUUGCAUAGACGUACACAGCGAGCUAUUCGCAGAGAUUGAACGUAUCGCCACGGAACGUAUAGAAAAAACUGUCAGAGCUGAGGAACAGCACAAGCGUUUUUUGAUGCGUCCUGGUCGCGUGCCGAAUUUAAGCAAUGCAUCAACGAAAAUUUAA